This is a messenger RNA of Porites evermanni, 1397 nucleotides long. NCBI's taxonomy places the organism in Eukaryota, Metazoa, Cnidaria, Anthozoa, Scleractinia, Poritidae. The record is from the annotation of a GenBank genome assembly.
AUGGAAGCCCCAUCGACUUCAUCUGCUUCCCCGUCUCAACUAGGAUCUUCCUGUGAUGCCGCUGACGAGAUCUCGGAUGCAUCUCGAGUAAGUACCUACCAUACAUAAUAAUAACUGAUUAGCCCUUUGAAAUUUACCGAAAUAAAUUUCCUUUUUUACUCUUUUCUUCACACAGGAAUGCGUUGGUCCAGAAAAUAUAGAAGGUUUCGGUGAGGUCCACGACUUGGCAAACUAUCUUGUCUGUCUUCGUGAUCAAGAAAGGCCCCUGGACAACGGCCAAGCAGACACAAUUUUAAAACUGUGGGCUGCUUUGUCAGACUAUGACAAGAGACCUACCGUAUUUUCUCCACGCUUCUUAAGUACGUCACCUCGAGGGAGGUUUAAAGCCUCUAAGUCAACUGUUGCUCCUGGAGUUGAAGCUACCCGCCGGUAAUCAUUAUAGAUUUACCAAUUUGUUGUAUUGUUAGGAAGACGUAUUAUUUCAACAAUUGCUCUAUUACUACGGAAGAUUAAUGGUUUCAUUUUGCUUCAGGUGCUUCCUUGGUCAAAACGCUGGCCCUGCCCAGCGACCUGAUUGCAACAGAUAUAUGCAGGCUAUCAUCGACAAACUUUGUGCUGCCUAUCCAGGAAACGUGGUCCAGAAUGGGAAUAGGGUGUUGUGGUGGACAUUGAUCUUGAGAGCCUACCAAAACAUCAAAACCCUGGUAGUGCAGUGUUCAAAGGUGAUGAGCGAUACGGCAAUCCAGCUGGUUGACAUCAAUCAGUCUACAUUAACACAGUGGUACGUUAACUUAAACAAUACGAAUAAAUAUUUCAGUUCUUAGCUCGGCCGCUUAUCUGCGCACACAUUAAACUCCCACAUUAAAUCCCAUCAGCUACGUAUUCUUUAAUCUAUAUUCACCAAAUACACAUUAAAAUCCACUUUUCUUUGGUUGAAAAGGUUUAACAAAAAAUCCAAGGAGACUGAGCGACAAGUUUUGGAACAAGGGAUCACUCUCCCAACCCCAUCUAUGACAGCACCAGCUCCGUUGCCUGCCGCCAUGGCCCGCCCACAAGAACUUCUCACUGGUACAAGUGAAGAGCACCAGUUCCAUCUUCCUACAAAUGCCGCUGGCGCUGCAAAAACAGCACGCAGACCACGAACUAUCCUGCCCAAUCAACCCACGACAGUGUUGCCAUCCUUCUCCCUUUCGGCAACGCCCUUUCCUCCUGGUGCAGUGCUAUUCUCGCCACAAUCAACAACUACACAUGUUCCCCAACCCCAAGGUAUACCAGCAGCCGAACCACAGGUACUGUCAUCCACCAUGUCCUACAGAAGAAAGCGGCUGCAAAAAGAGCUUGAAGGCAACGUUCAAAGAAAAAGAUACAACAGGAAGGAUGGCACUACCUGCAAGUAG